AUGUUUAGAGUCUUUGGAGCCCUUACUGGGCGUGGGAACUCGAAUGCGGAGAUGACUCAGGAGGAGAAGACGAAAUAUAUCUUGAAACAGGCCCAUGAUUUUGAAAUUGCGUUACAAGCCAUGGACUAUGUUCUAGAUGACAGAGCACAGGAAGGUUUACAGUUGUUGCGAGAUAAUGAACCAAAGGAUGGGUCUGACCAGACAAUCAACGUGCUGGCUCGUGGUGUGAUUGAAUUUUUGGAGGCCACUCUUGGUUUUGAAGCUGAAGAGAUGAAGAAAGCGUCAGCUACUCUUGCCAAAGCUGAACAACUUUCGCUGAAGAGUAGGCAAAAUGCACAAAAGUUGAAUGUGCAAAGUAGCUCGCUGUACCCUCCUGGUACUGUUUAUGCUGUUACUUAUACGGAAUCAUGUUUGCUACAUGCGUUGCUGAUGUUAUUCAGUGAAAGUAUGAUGGAAGCUGCUAAGGCCCUAUUGAAGUUACGGAAGGCUUAUUCUAUGUUGCAAGAGAUUUUUGAGGCAAUAAAGAAGGCUGAGAAAACUCAAAGAUUGACUAUCACAGAAGAUCCCAAUGAAUCUCAGACUAGCUUCUCUUCAGGUGAGUCAUCUUUCAAAUCUGCAGACAUCCCUUAUAGACUAUCACCUGAGGAACAGGACAAUCGUGAUUUAUUGGAGUAUGCCGAAAAAGUCCACCAAAUGAGAAUGAAGAGGUUGUGUGGGGCUCACAUUGGUAAUUCCCCAGCUAUCAAUAGACUCAGAGAUGAACUGGGGCUAGAUGCCAUGAGAAAUCUGCCUCAGGAAGAGAUCAAGGAAUUCACCCACAUCUUUGACGACUUAGACGUCACUCAGGCUACGAUAGAUGAGUUUAUUCAUUCAGGUGUAAACCUAUGUUUUGGUAUCUUACAAGUUGUCUUGUCAUUAAUUCCACCAGCUAUUGGUGCGGUUUUGUCGAUUGUUGGUUUCCACGGUUCUAGAGACGAGGGUUUGAGACUAGUAUGGAGAGCCACGAGGCAGAGAAAUGUCCAUGGCUGUAUUGGGCUGUUGGGUUUGAUGUUUUAUUACGAUGGUCCUUUCCAAUUCACUGAUGAUGAUUUCGAUAUCCCUGCAGUAGAUACAUCGUCGCUGGAGAAGGUCAAAACUCAGGGAAGCCAAUCUACCGUGGUUGCCUUGCAGAAUACGAGAUCAUCUCGUAGUCCAUCCACAUCAUCUUUGAAAAAAAAGGCUACGAAUGAUAGUACAACCUCAUUGAGAAGGAAAGAAACGAACGGUAGCACAUACUCCUUGAAGCAACAUAGCUCAAUGCAAGACGGUGAUCUUGAUGGUCCAACUUUAUUGCAUCCUGGUAAGAUUCUUGUGGACGCCUUGUUACGAUCGAGGGCUUUAUUCCCUAACAGUGCACUAUGGUUGUUGAACGAGGCUAGAAUGCUAUCUGCAAGAGGCCGUUUAGAAGAAGCCGUGAACCUAUUGGAUUCCAUUGAUGUUCAAAGUAUCUCCAUGAGACAGGUGAAAUCCCUCCUAGUUUUUGAUCGUGCAAUCACCCUCUCUCAUUUGCAUAGGUACGAUAGAGCUGCUGAGGAUCUACUUUCAUUGACUAGUAUCAGCGAUUGGUCUCAUGCCUUUUACACUUAUUUCGCAGGUUGCUGCUACCUCGAAAACUGGAGAAUGUGCCAGCUUGGUGAGAUGAAAAGUGAUCAAGCAGAUUUCUAUAAGAAGAAGGCAGAAGAACUUAUCUUCAACGCGCCUAGCUUACUGGGCAAGAAAACUUUCAAAUCGAAAAACUUACCUUUGGAUAGGUUCAUGCUCAGAAAAGUUCAACAGUUUAAAACCAUACAAGAUGAACUUGGUUUAGUCGAUCCGUUAGAUGCAAUUGCAACCUCCCCUGUACACGAAAUCUCGUAUUUCUACAAUGGGUACAAUAGAAUGACAAAAGAAGGUCUUGAGCUUUCUAAGAGAAUGUUAACGGAGUAUCACAACCCAGCUAUUGACGCCAAGGAUGAAGAUCAGGAAAUGAUCAAAAAUUUCCUCGUCGCAUUAAGCUUGAGAAGAUUGGGCGAGGUUCAAGAGGGAUGUGACCUGAUGGAUGAGAAGCUCUUGCCCAAGAUUUUCUGGGACGAUAAUGGUAAAAUAAGAUACGUCAAAAGGACAGAGGAUCCUUGGUUAUACCCUGCAGCCCUAUAUGAGCGUGCUUUGUUCUCCUGGAAGCUUCAUGGCAUGGAUGGAUUGCGCGAGAGUAGAGAGUGGUUGGUUAGAGCACAGAAUUAUGCUGAUGAUUACGAAUUGAGCACUCGUAUCGGAAUGAAGAUCAAAGCUGCCCUUGAUAGAGUCGAACAUUCCUUGAAUGGAUGA
Molecule: messenger RNA, 2343 nt
Organism: Torulaspora delbrueckii
Lineage: Eukaryota; Fungi; Ascomycota; Saccharomycetes; Saccharomycetales; Saccharomycetaceae
Exons: 1
Coding region: 1-2343 (780 amino acids)
Cellular component (GO): nucleus; mitochondrial outer membrane; cytosol
Molecular function (GO): protein binding
Source: RefSeq, a predicted model, not a curated record